Pseudomassariella vexata is the source of this 3923-nucleotide messenger RNA. Its product is annotated as glucose inhibited division protein A-domain-containing protein. Bases 192 to 3923 code for a protein of 1243 amino acids. The transcript is spliced from 5 exons. Gene Ontology annotation, molecular function: flavin adenine dinucleotide binding. Gene Ontology annotation, biological process: vesicle-mediated transport; tRNA wobble uridine modification; tRNA methylation. The record is from RefSeq and is a predicted model, not a curated record. Gene Ontology annotation, cellular component: cytosol. NCBI's taxonomy places the organism in Eukaryota, Fungi, Ascomycota, Sordariomycetes, Amphisphaeriales, Pseudomassariaceae.
CUUGCACUCACUAUUCCGUCCUCACUCACACGGCCGCUUGCAUAAAAACAAGUCGCAACACAGCAAAAUCAAAGCCUUGUCAUCCUUUUGCUUACGCAAGGCAACUCCAUUAUCCCACUGACAUUUCUGGGCAUGGACCAAUAAUUACCCACCUGACCCUAGGAUAUUGGUUGCUUCGAGUGCCUGCCAAGAUGGAUGUCGUUCAGGCCGUCUCCGGCUACAUCUCCAAGAUGAUAUCGGCCGGAGACAGCAUGACAGGGACGCCAUCUGCCAAGAUGAAGAUACUCAUGUUGGACAAAGACACUGUGCCAAUUGUUUCAACUGCCGUUAACCAGUCGUCCCUCUUGAAUCACGAAGUCUAUCUUAUCGAUCGCUUGGACAAUCAAAACCGAGAGAAAAUGCGGCAUCUCCGAUGUAUAUGUUUUGUUCGACCAUCUUCAGACUCCAUCCAAUUCCUUAUUGAUGAGCUGCGGGACCCCAAGUAUGGCGAGUACCAAAUCUACUUCAGUAACGUGGUGAAGAAGUCAUCUCUAGAAAGGCUGGCAGAGGCCGAUGAUCAUGAGGUGGUCAAGUCGGUCCAGGAACACUUUGCCGACUUCAUUGUCAUCAAUCCGGAUCUGUUCUCUCUCAACCUGACACUACCCCAGCAACGGAUAUGGAGCGGCGGUCCAGAUAUGUGGCACGUGGACUCGUUACAAAGGACGACAGAAGGAUUGAUGGCGGUGCUACUAGCGCUCAAGAAGAAGCCCCUGAUCAGGUAUGAGAAAAACAGCUUCCUAGCCAAGAAGUUGGCCACCGAACUGCGAUACCACAUGACCCAAGAAGAGCAGCUAUUCAACUUCCGUAAAGUUGAUACGCAGCCAAUCCUCCUCAUUGUGGACCGAAGAGAAGACCCUGCCACGCCACUCCUGAACCAGUGGACGUACCAGGCCAUGGUGCAUCAUCUCCUCGGGAUCAACAAUGGACGCGUGGACCUGAGCGACGUCCCUGAUAUCCGGCCAGAGCUCAAGGAGAUUGUCCUAUCGCAAGACCAGGACCCCUUCUUCAAGAACAACAUGUAUCUCAACUUCGGUGAUCUGGGUGGCAACAUCAAAGAUUACGUGGAGCAAUAUCAGUCGAAAACGAAAAACAACGCCAACAUUGAGUCCAUUACCGACAUGAAAAGGUUCAUCGAAGAAUACCCCGAGUUCCGCAAACUCUCCGGCAACGUUAGCAAGCAUGUCACCCUGGUCUCUGAACUCAGCCGAAGGGUUGGCGCCGAGAACCUGCUGGAAGUCAGCGAGGUUGAGCAGAGUUUAGCGUGCAACGACAACCACGCCCAGGAUCUGAAGAAUGUCCAGAAGUUAAUACAGAAUCCUUCAGUGUCGGCGGACAGCAAGGUUGGCCUAGUGGUGCUAUAUGCUUUGCGCUAUGAAAAACACCCGUCCAAGUCAUUGCCGAUGCUAGUAGGUCUUCUCUCGGCAGCGGGAGGUGUAUCGGCCCGACGGGCGGAUAUGGUCGCAAAAGUGCUGCAGUACCACGGCUCUCUACAGCAGUCACAGGCAGCUGGAGGUAUCGCAGACAUUUUCGAAACCGGAGGCAUCUUCUCGGGUGCCCGGGCUAUCAAGGGCCUGAAAGGUGUGGAGAAUGUCUACACCCAGCAUUCACCACAUCUUGAGACAACGCUGCAGAACAUGAUCAAGGGAAGGCUACGGGAGCAGCAAUAUCCUUUCGUCGAGGGUGGAGGAACCACCAAGGACAAACCCCAAGACAUUGUGGUGUUCAUUAUUGGUGGUGCAACAUAUGAGGAGUCAAAGAUGGUGGCUAGCAUCAAUGCAUCUUCACCGGGCAUCAGGGUGGUCCUGGGAGGUACUGCAGUUCACAAUGCGGCAACAUUCUUGGAAGAGGUUGACGAUGCUCCAAGGGGCUUGUGCCGGCCCACGAAGGCUCUCACUCGAGGUCCUCCAAGGUCAUGCGCAAGGCAUAGACCUUUCGCUACAGUCGCCAACGAGUCGAGACCUUUUGAUGUUGUAGUAGUGGGAGGCGGGCACGCCGGAACCGAAGCAUGCGCCGCAGCAGCGCGCUCGGGCGCACGAACCGCGUUGAUCACACCGAAGCUCGACAACCUGGGCGUAUGUUCCUGCAACCCGAGUUUUGGCGGCAUUGGCAAGGGCACGAUAUUGCGCGAGAUCGACGCGCUAGAUGGUCUCGCCGGGUGGAUAAUAGACAAAGCCGGCGUUCAGUUCAAAGUCCUCAACCGCAGGAAAGGUCCGGCCGUCUGGGGCCCGCGGGCCCAAAUCGAUCGUGCGUUAUACAAUAAGUAUAUGCGUGAGGAACUCGAGGCGUACCCGAACCUGUCUAUAAUACCUGGAAAAGUGUCGGAUAUCGUGGUUAGUGAGAGCGCGGAUCCGAACAAUGCGGCCAAGAACAAGAUUACCGGCGUGCAACUGGAGUCAGGGGAGAUUAUACCCACUGGCCAGACUAUCAUUACCACCGGGACUUUCCUCGGGGGUGAGAUUCACAUUGGGUUGGAAAAGUUCCCGUCCGGCAGGAUGGGCGAGGCUGCGACGUUUGGGUUGAGCAAGUCGCUCAAGGAAGCCGGCUUCCGACUUGGUAGGUUGAAGACAGGCACGCCGCCGCGUCUAGCCAAGAGGAGCAUCAACUACAAGAUACUGGAAGAGCAACGUGGUGACGAUCCUCCGAACCCUUUCAGCUAUCUUAACGAGAAAGUUUCGGUCCAAGACCAGUUGCUCUGCUGGGCGACUUAUACCAACGACAAGACGCACGAUGUCGUACGGGCUAACCUGGAUAAAACCAUACACAUUCGUGAGUCGGUCAAGGGUCCUCGCUACUGCCCUUCGCUCGAGUCCAAGAUCGUCCGUUUCCCCGAGAAGACGCGGCAUAUAGUCUGGCUCGAGCCCGAGGGUUUCGACAACAACGUCAUCUAUCCCAAUGGGCUCUCCAUGACCGUGCCCGCUGAGGCCCAGGAGGAGCUUCUCCGCACGAUCCCCGGUCUGGAAGAUGUCACCAUGCUCCAGCCAGGAUACGGCGUCGAGUAUGACUACGUGGAUCCGCGCAGCCUCAAGUCUACUCUCCAGACCAAGGCCAUCUCAGGCUUGUAUCUCGCGGGCCAGAUCAAUGGCACGACAGGCUACGAGGAAGCAGCCGGCCAAGGCAUCGUAGCCGGCAUCAACGCUGGUCGCGCGGCACAAGGCCUGCCACCGGUGAGCAUAACCCGCGCCGACGGCUACAUCGGCAUCAUGAUCGACGACCUUAUCACCAAGGGCGUGUCAGAGCCUUACCGUAUGUUUACUAGCCGUAGCGAGUACCGCAUCAGCCACCGCGCCGACAACGCUGACCUGCGCCUAACGGCGAUGGGCCGGCAAUGGGGUGUCAUCUCCGAUAAACGCUGGACCGCAUACACGGACGAGAAGACGCAGAUGGACCAACUGACGUCGACACUGAAAGACUACACCCUCACCUCCCCGCACUGGAUCACGGCCGGCUUCAAGACGCGCAACGACGCCAAGCACCGCUCCGCCCUCGAUAUCCUCCGCCUCGCUAACGUAAAGCUGGCCGACCUUGCUGAGCGCAUCCCCGAGGUGAACCGCUACUCGGCGCGCGUACAGUCCCGCGUCGGCAUCGAGGCUGUUUAUGCGCCAUACGUUGAGAUGCAGCGUGCGGAGCAGCAGCUCUUUACCAAGGACGAGGGCCUCCAACUGCCCGUUGAUCUGGACUAUGACUCUAUUUUCGGGCUGUCGUUUCAUGAGAGGACUAUUCUGAAAACUACGAGGCCCGAAAACUUGGGGCAGGCGAGGCGGAUUGAGGGGAUGACCCCGGCCGGUUGUGUGAGGUUGUUGGCGUUUGUGAAUCGCGUGGAGAGGUUUAAAGAGGUGGCUGGCUCUGGGUUUUGCCCGUUGCGAACCCGUCUGCCUCUCUGUUGA